Molecule: messenger RNA, 1539 nt
Organism: Aspergillus ruber CBS 135680
Lineage: Eukaryota; Fungi; Ascomycota; Eurotiomycetes; Eurotiales; Aspergillaceae
Exons: 7
Coding region: 175-1251 (358 amino acids)
Source: RefSeq, a predicted model, not a curated record
ACUCAUCCAAAUUAACGUCUGCCUUGUUUAUGAUACGGGUGGGCUCUCUCUAAUACUUUUCUCGGAUGCGACUAGGGCAUGGAUGCUAUGCUUGAAUUGCCACGUUGUCUCUUACUAACCACUGCGGUAUAAACAGUUUAUCUCUUGCCGAGAGAAAGGGACCAUGAUAGUACAAUGGCCGAUUGGGAUCUCAGUGAUCUGGCUCAGGAGCUAUCCGAUCUUGAAGUCGCUCUUCUCCUCUGCUUAGUUGCUCGUGGGCACCCGCUCCUUGAAACUACCAACGAUGGAAUCGAUGACGUUGCCAAAGAGCUUUCUCUGAUCUGCUCCAAUAAGUUUGGUCUCUCAUGUGCAGUUCUAGAUUGUUCGUCUGUGACUUCCGUGGAAGAUUUCUGUAAUGGGAUCGCUGCGAGUGACAGUUGUAAAGGCCAGAUUCAACCGCCAGGGUCUAGGGCGGAAUCUUCUAGCAAUUUCUCGAUACUCCAGGGCUCUCAAGAACCCAGAAAUCGCUCCAGGUCGCUAAUUCGGACUGAGCUCGAGGUCGUCAACGUUGUUGUCGCGAAAAAUUUUAAUCAUGUUGAUGAAUAUAUUCAGCUCCAGGCACUCGAGUUAAUACACUCAAAGAAGCUUAUGACCGCAAAGGCAGACCUUAAUACCCCUGAACAUUUUCUGUUUGUACCACUGGUAGCACGGAAUACCGAAACUCUACAGCCGGGCUUGAACACGCAUUUUAAUGACCAUCUGCUCAUCUCACACUUUCACGAUCCCAAAGAUGGAUACACGUAUCUAGAAGACGGAAAUGACUGGCUUUCUGAUGGCCAAUCCAUAUCAUCUGUUGUCCACAAGCCGGCAUCGAAACAAUAUGCCAAAGUUCCUCAACUACUCCUGUAUAAGUUCCAACGAGAAGGUGACGCCGUCACCAUGAGCGCGGAAGUGCUCCGCUACCAGCAAGAUAUUAUCAUAUUCCUCCGCCUCAGUCGGGCGGUUGCGGGUGGGAUAACAACCAAGUCAAACAACUACUUUCUGCGGUUCUCAAAAUUCCUAGCCGCGUUACAUGGACUCGACUACCUCACCCCUUCGAUCGCCGCAUUGGCCGCGAAAAAAGUCUUCCGCCAUCGAAUCAUAAUCGCAAAACCGGAAGACGACCGCAGUCUGCAGUACGGUAGUGAUCUGGAGGCUGUUUCGCAGGUUCUGAGGAAUGUUGGCCCGGAGGAGAUUUUGGAGAGCGUGCUUGCAUUGGAGGCACCUCUGUGAACGCCGCGUAUACUCAUUGCUCUGUGCCCUUUAUAUCUCAAUUAUAGAAGGCUUUCAGAUCCAAUUUCAGCGCCAGUUCUCUAAUAAGUGGAUCUUUCCGCGUGGGGUCACAUCAAGCUCUAUGCAUUCCAUUUAAGGAACGUCGAUAAAAGAUAGUGGUUCUAUAGGUUAUCCGUAGGAAAGCAUACUCCUCCGUGCAGCUACUAGCUCAAUUGUGGGCCAGUCCUUCAGCAAUAAUGACGUUGCCGGUUUCCCAACUCAGACACUUCUUGACAUCUUCUUACAAAG